Messenger RNA from Lathyrus oleraceus (garden pea), 1484 nucleotides. Its product is annotated as 33 kDa ribonucleoprotein, chloroplastic. The transcript has 4 exons. Gene Ontology annotation, biological process: chloroplast rRNA processing. The record is from RefSeq and is a predicted model, not a curated record. Gene Ontology annotation, molecular function: mRNA binding. Gene Ontology annotation, cellular component: chloroplast thylakoid membrane. Bases 677 to 1339 code for a protein of 220 amino acids. NCBI's taxonomy places the organism in Eukaryota, Viridiplantae, Streptophyta, Magnoliopsida, Fabales, Fabaceae.
AGGAAACUUGAAAUGUUCUCUUCCCUUUUUGGCUAUUUAAACGCUUUUUCUUCAACUCUCUUCUCUUUCAUCCUUUCCUCCCCUGAAAAAAGAAAGCAAAACCCUAUAGAGCUUCUGCAACUUCUGUUAUCUUCUUCUACGCAUUUCUUUCCCAAAAAAUCUUCUGAGAAUCAACGAUGGUCAUGGUAUCUCUUCCCUUCCCUAGAGUAACCAUCAACUCUAUGUAUCCUCAAUGGCGAGUCAUUAUGUCGUUGACGGCCUACAUAUAGGAACGUUAAUAGGGCCACAACUUUUCUUUUUUCAAUCCCAUCUUUUUGAAGAGAUCUGAGUACAUAAUAUCACAGGAAACCGCAAUGUGCUUUGCAUUCGGUAGCAGGAAGUAACGUAGGUCUGAAGGAAUGUUUGCCUAAAUGGAAUUCUGGAGUGGAUCCGAUGAAAGGAGGAAGUUGAGGCACUCUUGGAUUUGUCUUGGGUUGAACAAGGCCUGACGGUGGAGGAACGAAGGGAGUCGUUGUCAAGACUUUAACGUUCUUCCCUCGAAGAGGAGGAGGCGGAGGAUUAUAACAACUUUGAAGACCACAACUACUUUUAGUUGAGCGACGGAACAAGUAGCUUUCGAAGCUGCCAUCUUCUGGUGUCCGAUGGAAGACUCUAUGUUGGAAAUUUGCCGUUUCGAAUGACUUCUGCUCAAUUGUCUGAGAUCUUUGCAGAAGCUGGCACUGUCGUCUCUGUUGAGGUGGUGUAUGAUCGAGUAACGGCCAGAAGUAGAGGAUUUGCAUUUGUUACAAUGAAGAGUGUUGAAGAUGCUAAAGCAGCAAUUCAAAUGUUUGAUGGUUCUCAAGUUGGUGGUAGGAGUGCUAAGGUGAACUUUCCAGAAGUGCCCAUAGGAGGUGAAAGGGUAGUAGUAAUGGGAAAAAUAAAUAGAAACGGAUACAAAGGCUUUGUAGACAGUCCUCACAAGAUGUAUGCUGGAAACCUUGGCUGGGGACUGGACUCUCAGAAUCUUAGAGAUGCCUUUGCUGAACAGCCGGGACUAUUGGGUGCUCGAGUCGUCUAUGAGAAGGACAAUGGAAGAUCUCGAGGUUUUGGAUUCGUUACUUUUGAAACUGCUGAGGAUUUACAGGCUGCUUUGAAGGCUAUGAACGGCGUGGAGGUUCAGGAUCGGCCGCUGCGAUUGAAUUUGGCUGCAGAGAGGAAACCUUCUUCUCCUCCUCCAGUAAUUAAGGAAAGUACAGCAAGCAAUGUUGAUAGUUCACCUUCAUCUCCUCCUCCAGUAAUUGAGGAAAGUACAGCAAGCAAUGUUGAUAGUUCGGAAUUGGUGUCUAGCGCAAGUGCAUAAGAAAAUAUGUUUGAUCAAAGUUUUGCCUGCAAAAUGCACAUCAUUUAGCUUUUCUUUUCUCUAAACUAUAUUAUCUGUCAAAGUGACUUGUACACUAGAUUUUCAGACAGUUGUGAGAUCUAUACAUAUGAGGGGUUAAUGUCAA